Podarcis lilfordi (Lilford's wall lizard) is the source of this 17433-nucleotide messenger RNA. Lineage: Eukaryota; Metazoa; Chordata; Lepidosauria; Squamata; Lacertidae. The record is from the annotation of a GenBank genome assembly.
GAGAGGGAGGCGAAGAGAGAGGGAGGGGAAGAAGAGGGGGAGGGGAAGGAGGAAGAAAAGGAAAAAAGAGAGAGGGAGAGAGAAGACCCGGCAAGAAGAGAAGAGGAGGAGAGCGAGGAGACGAAGAAGAGGAGGAAGGAGGAAGAGGGGAGCAGGACUUUUUAAAGUACUGGAUUACAUGUAAGAGAUCCUAUCGCUGAAAGCGGGGAGGGGGGAGGGAGGAAGAGAGAGAGAGAAGAGGAGAGAGAGAGGAGAGUGGAACUCGCAAGCCCGGCCAGGGGGUGGGGAGAGCGAAAGUUCCACUGUUACGAGCGCCGCAGCCUCUCACACAAUAGAGCCGCAAAGUUUGCUGAUCGGAACUCCGGGACUUACAAACCAAGCGGGCGGUCAAAAGCCGAAGAGGCAGGAGGAGAGCAAGCGAGAAGAGGUGAAAGUGAGCGCUCGCCUCGCUCUGCCUUUGAUCCUCCCCCGCGCGCGAAGAUUCUCUAAGCUCCAGGGGCGCCGGCGCAGCGGCCCCGCCAGCGCUGACCUAAGCCCGAGGGCUCCAUUUGUAAGUAAGUUAGCCCCGGCGCUCUGUGGUUGGCUGGCCCCUUGCGAAGCCCUCUCUCCAUUGGUGCCGGCUGUCGCGCGCGCGCGUCCCGGACACCCCCCUCCCCCGCACGACCCUCCGCCGCCAGUUCUGCCCCCCAGGCGGUGCCUGCGGGGCGCUCGGCCGCGUCGCCCCCCACCUACCCACCCACCCUACCCCACCCCGAGCGGCUGCCCCCUUUCGGCCAGGGCAGAUGCGCUAAGAGGCGGCGGUGGCAGGAGGAACAGGGCCUCUCCCGGGCGCCCGCCACCAUGUCCAUGCUGCCCACGUUUGGCUUCACCCAGGAGCAAGUGGCGUGCGUCUGCGAGGUUCUCCAGCAAGGUGGCAACAUCGAGAGGCUGGGCCGCUUCCUGUGGUCGCUGCCGGCUUGCGAGCACCUGCACAAGAACGAGAGCGUGCUGAAGGCCAAGGCCGUGGUGGCUUUCCACCGGGGCAACUUCCGCGAGCUCUACAAGAUCCUGGAGAGCCACCAGUUCUCGGCGCACAACCACCCCAAGCUGCAGCAACUGUGGCUCAAGGCGCACUACAUCGAGGCCGAGAAGCUGCGGGGGCGACCCCUAGGGGCGGUCGGCAAGUACCGGGUCCGCCGCAAGUUCCCCUUGCCCCGCUCCAUCUGGGACGGCGAGGAGACCAGCUACUGCUUCAAGGAGAAGAGCCGCAGCGUGCUGCGGGAAUGGUACGCGCACAACCCUUACCCGUCCCCUCGGGAGAAGAGGGAGCUGGCCGAAGCCACCGGGCUGACCACCACGCAAGUCAGCAACUGGUUCAAGAACCGGAGGCAGAGGGACCGGGCGGCCGAGGCCAAAGAAAGGUACGAGUAAGUACUUCCUCCUGGCUCCCUCACCCCCUGCUGAAAAAGAUUUCUGAUCUGGGCACCAGGGGAGGGGCGGUGGGGUGCCGGACUCUUCCUAAAUUUGCUUAACCAUUCCAGGCCAAACUGCGCGGCGCUGAGACGCGCACAAAGGCGCUUUUGUCGCCUAAGCAGCCUUGAAUUUAGCGAGCACUUGCUCCCGAGUAAACGCGCAGAGGAUCAGGCCGCGGGGGAAAGCGCCACCGGCCUUGAGGUUCACCUAAGGCGAAGGGAGAUGGCAAUGAAACUAGAACGUGGCGCUUUAUUCUCUUUGUAAAACAGCAAUCUUAACUUUUCGCCGUUUCGUUCGUAUAAUGCUAUCGGAAAAGCAGGAACACACAGGUCCCAACCAGUUGACUCCCCGCGCCCCCCCCCAAGGAACUAGUUUUACUCGAGAGCAACACUGGGUUGCCCCGCCAAAGCUAAAUCGCUUUGCUUCGGCUUUUCUCCCAGGCCACUUCCUUGGGAAACUUGAUUUGGAAGAAAUGGAGCAGAGUUUUAAAGUAAAUGGAACAGGAGAAAGCUGGACCUUCCUUCGUUCCUUUUCGCAAUCAGGCCAACUUCCUAUUCUGACUGACUCUUUUCCGCUUCCCGGGAAAAUAUAUGUAGUUUUCUCAACUUUAAUUUACUUCGCGGCCCCAUCCUUAUCUACUUGGAAGUAAGUGCCAUUGAAUUCAAUAGGGAAUACUUUAAUGAAUCAGUGUUGGACUGCAAUCUUGGCUACAUAGUUAUGUAACAGAAACGUGUUGAGUGAGCCGUUUCUCCGUGCAGGAAGAAAGCACUCAAACAAUACUAAAAAGGGGGAGAUAUUAAUUCUGCUAGUAAAUAUCUCUAAUGCAUAUUGAACAAAUACACCUUAACACUUUUCAAGACCAUCAGGUCCUUCCUCGCCAGCAAAAUUAACCACGUUUAAUACCUUAUCGCGAACACACGAACUCCUGGUGGGAAUCAAAAUUAAACGCUGCAAUCCUAAAUUCACUUACCUGGGUGUAAGUCGCAUUCGAAUCGGUGCUCCUCAACUUCCAGCGCGUGGGAUUGAGCUGCAUGAGUUAAAUUCUUCCUACCCAGCCCGAGUUUCCGCGCUGUUGCCGGCAAUUCUACUCUUUACAAUGGGACUCCGCACCAGUGUAGUAGUUUAAAGUGGAGGAAAGGUAGUAAGUAACUUCGCGCAGCACUGUUGGAAAAAGCUGCUUGCUUGUAGAAUGGUCCCAGUAGGCUCCCAACUCUAUAAAAGCGAACUUCUUUGCCCCUGGGGCCGGUGAGUGGGUGGCUAAAGCCACAAUCAUCAGUGAUUUUAACCCUUGGUGAUGAUCAGAAUUAACACGUUUCCUGCGGCCAGCUGUAAAUCUCUUUCUCACUUUGACAAGCCCUUGAAUUCACUGAGGAUACAAGCUGGAGAGAAAGCCAGGGUUUUCAAAAUGCGUUGGGCCAGGAGCACACAGACGUACCCCGCAUUGUUCAGAAACGGCACAUUUUCAAGGGAAAUAAAUCUCAGGAGUUUCUGUUCACGUUAAAGUGGCUGCUUAUCUAUCCGGAUACAAGUUCCCUUUCAUUCCAUUGCUUCAGUGAAAGUAAGAGGGAUGGGGCAGAUUCCAGAUAGUAGAUGGAAGGAUAAUAAUGAACUGUGGGACAGAAAUAUGCGAUAAUAAUUUCAUAUUAAUCAAUGCAAACGCGUCCCAUCAAUUACUAAUAAGCUGUGAACACAAGAGUGUUCCUCUAAGUCAGAACACUAUGAUGUGGAAGAAAAAUCGGCGGAUGUUGCAUUAUGUUUUAAUUCCUCUUAUGAAACUAUCUUCCGAGAUGGAAAUAGUUGUUCAGUAGCUGACUCUUAAGGAGCAACGAAUUGGCGUUAAGAGAGGGCUAUCCUAGAAUAAAUGGGCAGCUUUUCGAUCGUAGCACAGGUCCGAAAUUGCGGCCCUAUGGCUGAAUCGGAUCAGUCCGACCUGGGGGCCUUAACUCUGAGUAAAUAAAUACACACGCAGUUGCGCUAUUCCUAACAGCAUGGAUUUUCUCCCUGAGUAAAUCAGCCUCGUACACAAACCCGUAAAGGUUUAUCCAUCCUGUUUCGAGGGGAUAUGAAAUUAGUGGUGGAAAACGAACCGAACUAGCUCCAAAGGAAUUCUGAAGGCUGCAGGCAUUGAACCACAUUGAGACAGAACCGAAUAGAAUCUCUACGCCAGAGAGAAGAGCCGAAAAGUUGGGCACUGCUAGCUUAGGCCUUAAACGCAUUAUAGGAAGCCUGUUUAACGUGGACUUGCCGGCAGCACCCGAGCUGCCACGGUAUUGUUAGCUCUGUCGGCGGAUUAAGGUAGCCCAUGUUGUUGUGAUAGCCUAGCAACUCAGAUAGUACUACUCUGGAGUAAGUGGGUGGUGGUUUGGAGUUCCGGGAGGCCACCCACCGCUACUAGCGUCCUGUCACCCCUCCCUUGUAGUUCGUACUGGGACAUGGGUCCCAUCGAACAGGAUGGAUUUCUCAGUAAAUUCUCUGUGUGAAGCCGUGGGGCUGUCAGUGCUCCCAAGCGGACGCUUGUACGUUGCAGCCGCGCACCGCGACCCUAAAAUCUUUGGCCGAGAAGUCAUCCCCUCUGAUUUCGAGGGAGUCUUUUGUUUUGCUGAGGGGCACUUUCCCUAAUCUCCUAUUGUGUAACUAACUAGCUUGAGAGGGUUCCCCCCCCCCAAAAAAAACAUAUUUAGAAACUGGGUUAGGGGAGCCGACGGAAAAUAACUUCAGAACCUUGUUAAACCGGCCUGAAAUAGAGAAUAUAAUAUGGCUUUAAAAACAAAUCUGGAGGCCAGUUAACGGGUCUAGAAGGACGGGUGAGCCGAAAAAGCCCAAUCUAAUUCCUCGCAACAGAAAGCUCGCAGCAAUUUCGAAACCCACUCACACAGCCAGAGAGGGCAAGUGUCAGCCCUUGUACAAUUAACACGUGUGAAAGAGCCAAGCAGCCGAAUACCGGGAGGACCCGGACGCGCACCUUUGAUGUGCAAGUCUUCCGCGGGCCGGCUGAAUUCACUUUUGGCACCCUCCUGCGCCAUAAGUGAGUUCAAAGGUAUUUUCUGGUGAGCUAGCGUUGGUAGAAAAUCCAAAACAUAGUCGCGGCUCCCUCUGCUUCCACCCACAUGUGGGCCUAAUAAAGCAGAUAUCAUCUGGUUGGACCGGCGCUCUCUCUCCCUUCUACUGUACUCUGAGGCGGCCAUCCAGAAACCACUCUCUUGGAAAACUCGCCGGAGAAUCUGGGUUCCACUUUAGAGGUGGCCGGCUGGAUUUUGCAUGCAAAAGUGAACUUCGUCUGGAGGUCCAAUAAGGGCCACCCACAACCCCAAAGGCAGCCGGAUCCCAUGCGUGCCUUCACCGGGAGGCACCCCACCACCGGGCUUACUCCCCAAUAAGUGCGUGCAUUGAUGCCAUCGCAGCUUUUAUUCGAAAUUAGCACCACGUUCCCGAACACUUGGGAAGCGGAGGUGAAGUAAGGUUUAAAUCCAAAUUCCUGCGUACUUGAAACCCAAGCGCCAAGGUGAUUGCAAUCCCUGCUGUCUUUAACAGGGCUGAAAAUCGCUUUGAAUCCAAGUCGUCUGUUUUUAUCAUUUAUGCACCGACCUGUUGCAAAAAAAAAAAAGUCGCUAGUUUCUCUUGAGCAGAUUCUGCCUGGGUUGCAGGCGGGGCUCCGAGCUGCGGGACAAUCCUUUCCGCCCCGCGGAGUUGAAAGGAGCUUCCUGCAGCGCGCGUUUGUCACUGCGUGGGUCCAAAUUCUGAGAAUAUCUACCUUUGCUGGUCUUGACUGGGAAGAAGAUCGCCAUUUUGCGCGGGUAUCUAGGGACAGGGUGCCCUGCCUUUUCUAAUGAAUAAGCGGCCUUUGGGGCGUUGGGCACUUGUUUGAGAGACAGGUUGCAAAUCUGACAGCUGUUAGUAAACCUCUGUGAAUUAAAAUGCAGUUUAAUCUCACCCCAAACCACCGCCGCUACGCAACUCCGUCUCCCAAAGCGCCUAACCAGGAGCUUGAUUUUACUAGAACCUGCUAAAGGUAACAUCUCUUUCCCAUGACAAAAUUCAGGGUCGCCUUCUCCAGAAAAUGCGCUUCUGGUGGCUACAACGCGUGUACGCCAGUGUCCUUGAAGCCAGUUUUUCCCAUUCCCAAAUAUUAUGUUUAUAUGAGUAACUGGCAGCAGUUGAAUCUAGAGGUCCGGGAGGAAUUUACGUCUGGGUCAAGACUAGUGCGUGUGCGUUUAUUUUCGAUGGGGGUCAAUAGGUCUAGGAUCGGGCUAGACGUUCUGCGCAGAACGUUUAACCCGAUCCUAGAUCCGUUGCCCCCUGUCGAAAAUAAGUCCCUCUGAGUUCUAAGUCCUUGCGACUUAAUUGUCAUAAUGCUGCUGCCUCAGUGGAAAACACACACAUUUUGAAACUGUUAAUGGCUCAGGUAAAGUAGCCGAGCGGAGUUCAAGGCAGGCGGUCUGACUCGAUUCGGUUCGCGGCCUCCAUCCAUUUCGCUUGGUUGGCAUAAGCUUAUUUUCUCCCGCGGGUGGAAAGCGGAGAGACUCGCCUGGCCAGUCUAGGGUUGGUGAGAUGAAAGAUGCCCAUUUACUGCUAAUCGGAGGAACACAUCAUAGGCGCUCUCUCUCGCUGAGGUGGAAGAGAAUUAGCAUCUUGAACAGGAUACUGAAUCCUCUUUAACAGACGGCAGCGUCCCGCAAGCAGGGUGGUCCCCCUUACCGAGCGAUCUCCGUUUUUCCAGAUGAAAAUGGGACAAAUGUCCCCUUUCCCCAAUACCACCCUGCCGUGCCCAUAGCUAUAGCUUUAGCUUCGCCUGGACGUCUGCAGUUUGAUUCCCAGCUGAGUAACGCUGCGCGCCUAUAGGUGUGAUCACAGGGCAUUAAGCCCUCCGCCACUGGGUUAUCUAUGGAGACUGCUAACAAUCUUCCUCAACCUGGUGCCCACCAGAUGCAAUGCUUGUGCAAUCCUGGCUGAGAGUUAUAAUCCAACAACAUCUGGAAAGUACGGGACUGGCGAAGGCUGAUGUCAGGCAUUAACGUAUUUUCCUUUACCUGGAAGAGAACGUUGCCAUCAUUACAAGUGACGCUUAGGAUAACAGUCCUAGAGUUAAUUCCGCUACAGCCAGUGGGGAUAAUAUGAUUUUACAGCCCAAUUUUAAACCAGUCUUUAAGAAGACUCAGUCCCACUGGGUUCAGUGCGAGAUUAACUCUCUAUGGAAGGUGUUUAAGAGUGAAGGCUUACUUGGGAGUAAAGUAAGGCAGCCUUCUUUUGGGCACUUACCCCGGGAGUUAGCUAUCCUGACAACGACGGGACUUACCUCCGAGUACACAUUUUAUUUAUUAGCUAGUUGUACUUUUAUUCCGAACCAUCUGUGUUCACAGCAUGCAACCAGAAAACAUCAUACCUGGAUAGCUCAGUUGGUUAGAGCAUGGUGCUCACAAUGCAAAGGUUGCUGGUUCGAUCCUGGUACGGGACAGCUGCCUAUUCCUGCAUUGCAGGGGGUUGGACUUGAUGAUCCUCGGAGUCCCUUCUAUGAUUUUAUGAAAUCUACUAUCAAAGUAGGCAUUAAAAUACCAAAACCAUGCCAUGAGAUCAGAGUUCGUCUUUUAAAAAAAUUACAUAUGGCAUGAAGAAAGCGGAUAGACUAAUAAUAAUAAUAAUAAUCUCUCAUAAUACUGCAACUGGUUGACAUCCAAUGAAGCUGAAUUUUGGGAGAUUUGAGACAGAUCAAGGAAAGUACAUCUUCACGCAGCGCACAGAGAAUCCUAUGGGAUCCACUUCCCCAGGGGGCAGAGAUUAACCACCAACUUGGAUAGCUUUAAAAGGAGAUUUGGUGGAGAGGGGUACUAGCUACAAUGGUUAUGCUCUACCUCCACAGUUCUUGGCAGCAGUGCUUGCAAAUACCCGUUGCUGGAAAGGAGGGAGUUACUCUUGUGCUCAUGUUCUGCUCCCUCGUUUCCCAUAGGCAUCUGGUUGGCCACUGUGAGAACCCGAUACUGGAUUACAUGGGCCUUUGGCCUGAUCCUGCAAGCUCGUCUUGUGUUCUUAUGUGGUGAACAGUAGGUCUUGCUUGCAAAUAAAGGUAGUUAAGGUUGGCAGCAAUUAUUGUCAAUUAGCAAUUACUGCUGAUUGUUGCGAAACUUUGCUUAGGAGUGGUGUGCCGCUUUCUUAAAUAAUUAGGCUGUGCAUCCAUACUGAAUCACCCGCAUGUCCUCAGCUUUAUGAACAGCGCCGUCCUGUAUGUGUCUGCUCAGUGGUAAGAGCUAUUGAAUUCAGUGGGAAUUGUCCCCCGUGCGAGUGUGAACAGGAUUGCAGCCCGAACACGCUUGGAUUUGAGUCGAAGUCUCCUCAUUGACUUCAGUGGAAACAAGUCUGCUUAAACGCUUGGAUGUAUCUUGAGUUUUAAAUCGAGCUUUUAAAGGGUUACAUUUAUAUAAACGCGUAACUUUAUUAAAUAAUGUUUCAAGAGGCGUGUAAUACAACGUGGAUGUCCUAUGUAUUCUGAAAUAUCCAGGUACAAUACAAAAUGCGUUGAUGUGGAUUGUUUAAACCUUCAUCUGCAUUUAAGUGAAGAAAGGCCGGCGCAUCAUAGUGCUUAACAGCAGGUUUCUGCUCAUGUCUACUCCGAAGUAAACGCAAUCGGGUGCAAUAUGGCUUGCUCCAAGGUAAAUAGGCAUAGAUCGUAGCCUAACAGCGGUGGGUUUGAGCCUAGUCCUGGAAUUUCCCCGGUAGGAUUUGGCUGGUCUUAGGCAAACCAAUAUAUCUCAGUCCUCACCCAUCCAUAGCCCCAAAUCUGUAAAAUGGAAAUGAUAAUGUAGUGACCUGCCUUACAGGGUUAGCGAUCUAAUGAAUGUGAAAAGAUCUGAAUCGCGACGGGAAAACCCAAUUUAAAGAUAAUAUGUUGCCAAGGAGAAGGUCAGCAUGCUACAUAUUUACACGCAGCCCACAACCUAUCCACAUAAUCCAGCAGCCCAUUUGACUUCAAUGGGGUGGGUGCUUGCAGGGCUCGGUCGUUUCCCAAAUCGAGCGGGUAGUCUGAGCAAGGACACAGCAAUACUGAAGAAAGGGGUUAAAAUGCAUUUUGUUGCAAAGGAAGCCGUGCGGGGGUGGGAGAGACCCAAGAACCCUCCAAACUGCAUCGCUUCGUGAAAAUGGGAUGGUUUCCGCAAAAUGGCUUGCGGUAGAAAAAGGAGGGGAAAGUAUAUUCUCCAGGAAUUGGAAGCGUUCAGGGUGGUUAGAGUUGGACUAAUAGCCUAACGAUCUAGUGAUACCACUGAAUUGUUAGGGCUAAGAAUCUACCAGAUAAAACUACAGCACAGUGCAGGGUUUCAGAUAAAGUAUUAGCAGAGCCUCGAUGGGGCGCUUUUCUGCCCUAAUAAGGAAGCCGCUUGUGGUUCUCAAUUCUAGAAGACGACCCUCCUCCGCUUCUUUCCGAGACUUGUGGCACCUGGGAGCCUAACCAUUUUAUGGUGGCUUAAUUUUCGGCCGCGGAGAAGCUGCUUCUUAGAUGGCGUGGAGUGUCCAGCGUAAAGACGAUUCGUCCGCUUCCUGCAUCCAAGGAAACAGGCUCUCUCCUAUCCACGCUGCAGAAAAAGCGAACUGCGAGUCUUCCAGUUGCCACAAGACUCUUCGGCUGCAGUCUUGCGCACGCUUAGUCUCAGUGAAUUCCGCAGGAGCGUCUUCUGAGCAAACGCGCGUGCCGAUCAUCGGGGCUGGUUGUUGAUUUAUUUCAAAUAAACUCCCUUACAGCGAUCUCCUUCUGUUAAACAAACUUUGUCGGAACUCGGUGGCUUUCGCACUUAAUCCAGCCUCUCAGAAACUACGGCUGCUACCCUAAACUCCCUUACUAAAAAAGUUCUCUUGAAAUGCGGUGGGGUGUACUUCUGAGUCAACGGGUUUAGGAUCGCGCAAUUUAGCAUCGAAGUGUUAGGCUGCAAACCUAAACGUGUUUACCUGGCAGUCGGAUUCCAUCGAAAUGACGCCAGCAUACUUAUUUAGAGGUAGAUAUUUUCUCCUCGCUUCCUUCCCGCUUCCGAUGGAGCUCAAAUAAGCGGGUUUAGGAUCGUGGUCUUAUUUGUUGGGAAGCCAGGGCAACUGAAGCCAAUUCCGCUCCCCUCCUCCGGCCCCAGUAGUGUGUGUAGCCGCCGAGGUGUUGCCGGAUGAAGGAAAUAUUUGCGUGCCACGAGCCACGGAGGGCAUUUCCGCUCCUGAUUCAAGAAAAGAAAAUGCCUCUCGUUUGCUACUGUAGGUUGGAAUGUAUUUCAGUAUAUAUGUAGACACUUCAGAAUGGACGGGGAGGAAAAGGGUUUAGCCCUAGCCGAGAUCUGAGGAAGGGACCCCAACGCAAAUAUAUUUUUUCCAUUCCCAUCUUUGCGAUGUUAGAUUUAGCCGGAGCAAACGGCGGCCAGAAUGCGCUUCUUUUCCUUUCUGGGCCGAGGACUGAAGUGCUAACGCGUCCCCUUCUCCCACCCCCCAAAGGCUUCCUAAUCUCUGCAGGAGAGAGAGGGAGGAAAAGAACGUUUUUAUCAGACCACACUUUUUUACUGAGCCGGCCGCAAACUGUUUACAAGACCCGAGAUCGACUCAACGAGGCCCUGGGGGGUUGCAGGGCAGGCAGAGGCUGUGGAAGCCCGAAUUUUAUUUUCCUCCUCCCUAUCCACAGCCGGUUAAAGCAGAAAUCAGAUAAUUGGCAUCUCGGUUCUAAAUCAGUGGGACAUUAUUUCCAAACGUGUCAUCCGCCAAACUCUUUCUUUUCGCGCCUUUACGCGACUGCUUCAGGAUGUGACACCUUGGAUGGGAAGUUAGUAUGCGCAAAGCAUUGCGCGCAGUGAGCGGUCUUGUGAAGAUGGCUGCACCCAAGAUUUCCUGCCUAGGGAACAGGGCGUAGGCCGAGAUCCUAGAGGCUCCAGUGAGUUGAGAAAAGAAAAGAAAUGUUUGUGUUGCAGUUCCGGGAAGGUUAGACUGCAACUCCCUUCAUCCUUGUCCAGGUGCCCUGUUGGCUGAUGGGAGUUGGAGGUCAGCAGCAUCUAGAGGGCCAAAGCUCUGACUAUUGAGGGUGUGGCUCUCUUUAGAUGAUUACCUGGACUUUGGCCCCCACAGUGCACAGGGCACCACAGUGGAGAUGGAAAGAACCUGAGUGUUUCUAGCAGGAGGUAGCUGGAAUAGGAGUGGUGGUCUUGGAGUCAUACAAAUUGCUCACUACCAGUCAGAGACCCCUUUAUUCUAUGUUUAUAAAUAUAUAUAUAUAUAAUGUUUUAAAUAAAAAACAAAAACAAUUUGGGAUCCAAUGAUAAAAAAAUACCAUAAAACAGAAAAGUAUGAAUUAGUUAUAUGAAAAAAACUUUAUAACAAGCAAAUGAAAAAAUCUGGAGACAUAGUCACUACAGUUUACUAUUCUUUAAUCAAAUCAACCUUAACAUAACUAAACAAUUCUGCGUUCUUCAGCGCUCUGUUUUAGAAACACACAUGGAAUAUUAACAUACACAAAGAAUGUUGCGAUUUAAAAUACCCUAUAGAACUAGAGAAAAAGAGAAAAAAGCAAAUCAGCGUAAUCAUACCUGCAAAUAUGAAAAUGUUGUUGAUGAUAAUUAAAUUUCUAUACCUCUCAAGGAUUACAUGGCAGUUUACAAUAUAAAUACACAAAAAUGCAUAUCAUAGUAACAUGCAAAAUCAAUACCCCCCACAAACAGGCCAUCACUUGUUUAAUUAGCCAAAGGCCUGGGAUUAGAGGAAUGUUUUUGCCUGGUGCCUAAAGAUAUGUAACCAAGAUGCUAGGAGAACAUUCCACCAUAGAAAAGGCCUAUUCUCGUGUGGCCACGCUACAGAUCUCUUGUGGAGGAGGCACACAAAGGAGGGCCUCCGAUGAUAUCACAGGGUCCAGAUCGGUUCAUAUGGGGAGAGCCAAUCCUUGAGGUAUUACGGUCAGGGGUGGAUAUACUAUGCUAUGAAACUAGUAAAGCUUCAAGGCACCUAAUCCUGGAGGGCCCCCAGAAGUGACUUUUGUCCAUGUUGCUUAAAAAAAUUGGUCCUAGUAGAUCCAAUUUGAGUUGCAUGACUCAAACUGAUUAAUUUUUUGUUGUAUGUCUUUCAACAAAAGUUCGAGAGUCAGCAGCACAGAUGUUGUGAAGGUGGAACAGCCCCAUCAAAGAAGAAAACAGUUGUUACCUAGACCUUGUUGUUGGUUGCAAAGUGGACCUGAGCUGCCACCUUUGCCAGGGUGAGGUGUGGGUCCCUGUGGAAGCCGAUGCCUACAUGGGGUGCCUGGUUGUGCCCCCUUAGAAUUUUGUGCCUGUGACCAUGCCCCCCACAACACCACUGGCUGGGGAAGGGGUUUCCUGGAAGCCCUACUUUGGGGGGGUUGUUUCUCACCAGAAUGCCCUUAAAAUUGCUGCAAUCCCAUCUUCUCCUCUAAACUGGAGAUGUGUAUCACACCUUUUCAUACUCUCAAAGGAGAUCAGAGUGGUGAUUUCACACCCACAUCUCAAGCGUGGUUGCUCUGAUUUGACUGUGCACUUCCAGGAAUAACUGCCCUUAGGAUAGCAGUUGUGCAGCUCAGCUCCACGAAACAUAUUUUCCAGCUAGCAGGAAGUCAGUCGACUGAAAUAAGGACAAUACCCUGAGAGCUGACUUCUGAGUAAAGAUUAAAAUGCAUCGGAUCCAUUUGUUAUCCUCACAACAAUCCUGGUAGAUAGGUGGGGUCUGAGAGACAGUGGCUAACUGAAGGCUGCCCAGGAGAGAUUAAGAGUUCCACAGGGAUGCCCAAAUGUUUUUCAAAGAGGGCCAGAUUUGAUGAAGUGAACAUGCGUAAGAGCCGACCAAAGUUGUUGAGCUUUUUUAGGAUUGAAGUUGUUGAGCUUCUUUUAGGAUUGAAGGUAAAGGUAAAGGGACCCCUGACCAUUAGGUCCAGUCGUUACUAUGUCCUGACUCUGGGGUUGCAACGCUCAUCUCGCUUUAUUGGCCGAGGGAGCCGGCGUACAGCUUCCGGGUCAUGUGGCCAGCAUGACUAAGCCGCUUCUGGCGAACCAGAGCAGUGCACGGAAACACCGAUGACCUUCCCACCAGAGCGGUACCUAUUUAUCUACUUGCACUUUAAUGUGCUUUCGAACUGCUAGGUUGGCAGGAGCAGGGACCGAACAACGGGAACUCACCCUGUCGCAGGGAUUCGAACCGCCGACCUUCUGAUCGGCAAGUCCUAGACUCUGUGGUUUAACCCACAGCGCCACUGAGCUUUUUUUGGGAUUUUGCCCCAGGACAUAUACUGCCACAGAUUAAAUCGACCGGCGGGCCGGAUUAGGCCCCUGAAACGGAGUUUGGACAUGCCUGCAGGGUCUCAUACCUUGGUUCCUGGUGUAGUACUAUAAUUACAAGAGGUACCUUUUCUGAAGACCUAGAUCAAUGGGGAUUUAAACCUGGGUUCCAAAGACUGUGUAUCCAAUGAGCAUUCAAUGGGAUGAAACACACUUAAAUACGUCUCAAUGGGUUGCAGAUUGUGGGAAAUUGUACCGUGUGAUUCUAAAGUUAAGAAAAAGGAAAGAAAUAAGCUAAAAUCCAAAUUUUGAGUGGCAGGAAUAAAACAAACCUAACUUUGGGGUCAUUUUUUUGGGAGAAACUGUAAUGUAGCAUAGAAACAUAGGAAGCUCUAGCUCAGUAUUGUCAACACUGACUAUAGCAGCAACUAUCCAGAGUUUUCAGGCAGAAGGCUUUGCCAAACCGAUCUGGAUAUGUCUGAGGAUGAACCUGGAACUGGAUGGCACUGUGAUCUAAACAACUGAGCCUCCUGGGCUUGCUGAUCGGAAGGUCGGCGGUUCAAAUCUGUGUGAUGGGGUGAGCUCCCGUUGUUCUGUCCCAACUUCUGCCAACCUAGCAGUUCAAAAGCACACCAGUGCAAGCAGAUAAAUAGGUACCGCUACGGCGGAAGGUAAGCAGCAUUUCCGUUUCUCUCAUGGUGUUCCGUUGCACCAGAAGUGGUUUAUUCAUGCUGGCCACAUGACCCAGAAAGCUGUCUGUGGACAAAUGCAAGACAAAGUGAGAUGAGCACCGCAGCCCCAUAGUCACCUUUGUCUGGACUUAACCGUCCGGGGUCUUUUACUUUUUUUUUACCUACCUGUAUGCUCUACUACUACUGACCCCUUCAGUAGGUCAUAGUGAACAACAACAACAACAACAAUUUUAUUAUUUAUACCCCGCCCAUCUGGCUGGGUUGCAUGGAGUUGUAUAGAUUAUGAUUCUUCCCCUUUCCCAUGUUAUUCUCAGAAUAACCCUAGGUGUGUGGUUGAGUCCAGGUACCGUAAGUGCAUUCAUGCUCUACCACAGAGGUUUGGCCCUUUCUCUCAACGAUGUCAGGUUUCAGUAUCCAAAGGGAGAAAUGGAAUCAGCAUCUUCGUCAGUGACAGACGUGCAACCCAACUCUUUCCACGUUCAUUCACUCUCCAGUGAUUUCAAGGGGACUUCCUUCCCCAGAAGCUUAUCUAGAAUGGUUGAAGUCUGAAAUGCAUUAGAGCUCUCUAACCCUUCCUAGGGAGUAGGGCUGCAAUUCUAACCCCUUACCUUGGAGUAAGACCCAUUGAAUUUAAUAGGACUUCCAGCUGUGUACACACCACACAUUUAAAUCACCCACCCAAAGAAUCUUGGGAACUGUAGUUUCUUAAGAGCUCUAACAACUGUAGGGACGUGGGUGGUGCUGUGGUCUAAACCACUGAGCCACUUGGGGUUGCUGAUCAGAAGCUCAGCAGUUCAAAUCUGCCCGAUAGGGAUAAGCUCCUGUUGCUCUGUCCCAGCUUUUGCCAACCUAGCAGUUCGAAAGCACGCCAGUGCAAGUAGAUAAAUAGGUACUGCUGCGGCGAGAAGGUAAAAGGCAUUUCCGUGCGCUCUGGCUUCCAUCAUGGUGUCCCGUUUUGCAAGAAGCGGUUAAGUCAUGCUGGCCACAUGACCCGGAAAGCUGUUUGGGGACAAACGCCGACUCCCUCGGCCUGAAAGCGAGAUUAGCACUGCACCCCAUAGUCACCCUUGACUGGACUUAACCGUCCAGGAAUCCUUUACCUUUUACCUUACUAACAACCAUAACUCUGUGAAGGGUAAGCUACAGUUCUUUGGAGGGCAUGUGCUUUAUAUAAUAAUAAUCAUCAUCAUCAUCAUCUAUUAUUUAAACCCCGCCCAUCUGGCUGGGUUUCCCCAGCCACUCUGGGUGGCUUCCAACUGAAUAUUAAAAACAAUACAUGGGCCCUGGAUUAGUGCUGGCCCAGGACAUUUUGGCACCUGAGGUGAACCACAAAAUAGUGCCCCCUCGCCCUGCCAGGGAAGAAGGGAUGAGUGAAUAUAUCAGGAGCAAGGAGGGAAUAAAGAUCUACAUUGGGAUCUACUGCCCCUGUGGAUCUUGCUGCCCGAGGCGAUUGCUUCACCAUGGAUGGACGGGUCCUGCCGUGGACUGCCCUGCAAGUCCCCUUGAUUGCAACAGAACUUACUUCUGAGAAAAUGCCUAUGGUUGGACUCUGUGCUUGGGUCACGGACUCAAGCGAGACUUGCUUCAGGGAACCAUGCAUUCAAUCCGGUCGAUACCAUCUGCAUGAAGGGGGGGCGGGAAGGGAAGGGACUGGUCCCCUUUUACAUCCUAAUUUUCCUCUCUCUUUUCCUUUUCUCCCUUCUAGGGAAAACAACGAGAAUUCCAGUUCCAACGGCCACAACCCGCUUUCCUCCUCCCUGAACGGCAACAAGGCGGUUUUGGGCAGCUCCGAAGACGAGAAAACGCCCUCGGGGACGCCGGAUCACUCUUCGUCCAGCCCGGCUUUACUGCUUAAUUCGAACCCAGGCUUGCAGCCGCUCCACAGCUUGGGCCACCCCCAGGGUCCUAGUGCCAUUCCUGUACCCAGCGCGGACCCUCUGCACCACCACAGUUUGCAAGACUCCAUCCUCAACUCCAUGUCCUCCAACCUGGUCGACCUGGGCUCUUAAGACGUUCGUGGCACCCAUGAUGUCCCUUGAAUCCAUGCUUCCCACUCGGCUUCUUCUUAUUAUUUCUUUUUUUAAAGAAACAAAACACUCAUACCUAUUACCUGAAACAUUGAAAGGGAUAGCAAGCUCCUUCACACGGAUCCGUUGUCUGGCUUUGGAUCAACGCUUGGUCGGCUGACUAAUGACUUUUGGGGAAGGUACUGUAACCUCAAGACCCUGGCAAGUCUUAAGAGGGUUUGGCGAAGCUGGUGGACUCUUCCUUAGGAGUUGUUGUUGGGUGUGUGGUUUUGCAGGGGUGGGGAUGGUGGAAGGGGAGCAAAGGAGGUCAGGGCAGCCCCUCACUUGGGAGAGGAAGGGACGUGGCUAGCAGCUUCAGCCUUCACACUCUCUAUGGGAGUUUAUCAGGUCCAGUUUGGGGGUUGCCAACUUCUCAGCCGGGCUCUGGAGCUGUGCUUGAACCCUGAUCAGCAACAAGUGAAGCUUUGUAGGCCUUGAAGAGACCAGAAGGUCCACCAGGCACCAGCAGCACCGUCCUCUCCUCCAUGGCCAACCAGAGGCCUUUGGGAAGUAGAGAGUUGCCCCACUCCCCAGUUCUUAACCCCAUUCUGAAUGCCAGUUGCAUUCGCUCCCAGUUCUUAACCCCAUUCUGAAUGCCAGUUGCAUCCGGCAACAUGGUCUUCAGAGAAGCGUCCGCUGCCUCUGACCGGAAGCUUCCAUUGCCAUCACGGCUGGCGACCUCUAACUUGGUACAUCUAUUGUCCAUCCAGUUAGUUCUAAUCCCCUUUCAAAACCAUCUCUAAAGCCAUUGGCCCUCCUCGUUUCCGCAUCUGAAGCCGCUGAGAGUGGAGGGAAGGCCUGUUAAUCGAGGGCAGAUGCUGCUUGCGAAGUUGGCAACUCCAUCCCAUCCGGUUUGUCCUGCUUCUGAAUCUUGGGAAACAACGUGCUUGGGAAUAAUGUCUGGCUGAAACCAGGGGGGCUUCUUUCCAAACGGGAGGCUUCUCCCCUCAACCCCCACCCCCCGCCCCAGAUUUUUGGAUCGGACUGGACUCCAGCCUAGCAACUCUGUUGAUUUGUAAAGGGGUUACUAUAGCUUGAGAAUGGCAGAAUGCACGUUGCAUCGUGGGGCUGGAUCCGAAGGCUGUGAGGAGAGUAGCAGCUGAAAUUCCAGCGCUGUAGUAGCUGCCAGCUGCUGUAUAGGCAACCCCAGCAUAGCUGUCAACUUUUCCCGUUUUUUAAGAGAAAUUCCCUUAUUCCGAAUAGGAUUCCUCGCAAGAAAAGGGAAAAGUUGACAGCUAUGAACCCCAGCCCUUAUUCUUCUCCUUUGUAGCUGAUGCUAGGCAAAGAAAGUGGGGAAGGGGGAGGGACUUAUUUCGUCUUCUUCGUGUGGUCCCCCCUCCCUUAAGCCAUUCUUUAGGUGUGAAGGACGAGAAAGGUGCGAUCCACAAAUCGCUUAAGCCACAGAACUUGCCUUCAAGCCGAUCCAGUGGCUCCAGAGUUGGACUUGGAAGCCGGGAGAUCUGGGUUGAGCUCCUCGACUCAGUGGGCGUUCUUCAGCUUCAGUUCCCUCAUCUGUAAAAUGGGAACAAAGGCGAACUACCUCGCAGGGCUGUUUGUGAGGAUAAAGACUGUACAGCGUUUUGCACAUUUAACAUUGAGAUAGCCUAUAUCACCCUUAUUAUUAAUAAUAUUUUUAUUCAUAAUAAUAAUAUUCCCCUCUAUUCCUUCCCCUUCGGAGUCUGCGGGGCCACCCAGGAUAAUGUGCGGAGUUGUCCGGGCUUGUGCGCCAGGCCCGGACUCUGACCCACUUGGAGCCCACGGCACCCAUUCAAAUUAUAACAGGGCCAAGAGCAGGCGUUAUAUCUCUAUCUCUACCUAUCUAUAUGUGUAUAUUAUAAUAAGCCAUUGCUGCUCAUCGAAACCCAAGGAAAGUUAUCACGCGCCAGCGAGGCCCCCUCAACUUCUCUGUAUUGUUUAUAUUAUGUGAAUACGGUAUUUGGAAAAAAAAAUAAUAUUUCUGCUUCUAUUUUAUAAUAAAAUCGAGAAAUCCAGCCUACUGUG